Anopheles cruzii is the source of this 1746-nucleotide messenger RNA. Its product is annotated as putative polypeptide N-acetylgalactosaminyltransferase 9. Lineage: Eukaryota; Metazoa; Arthropoda; Insecta; Diptera; Culicidae. The transcript has 2 exons. The coding region runs from base 1 to 1746 and encodes 581 amino acids. The record is from RefSeq and is a predicted model, not a curated record. Gene Ontology annotation, cellular component: Golgi apparatus.
AUGCCACUGUUGACGGUGAAGCAACUGUUCUUCUUGCUCGUCUUUUCGCUGAUCGGUCUUACGUUCUGGAUAACGGUGCUAGAACGUGACACUCGGCAGAAUCCCGCCGGACUGCUCGACGGGUUGCUCGGGCAACUUAAAGGAGCCGGCAAACACCAGACAGUGGGAACGGCCCCAGACCAGAGCGCCACAGAGUACGAUCCCGAUGGAGCCCCGGGCGAUAUGGGUCUUCCGGUGGUGCUCCCUAGCGAUCUGUCGCCGAAGGUCCAAGCGAAGGUGCAGCGUGGUUGGGCUGAGCAGGGUCUCAACGUGUACGUGUCGGACAUGAUUUCGCUCCGGCGAAGGUUGCCGGAUGUGCGCGAUCCUUGGUGCCGGGCGGAAGAACAGGCUAGGCGAGAUCGACAGAUUGGACCCGGCACACUGCCCGCGUCGUCGAUUGUGAUCGUGUUCUACAACGAGGCUUGGUCGGUGUUGCUCCGGACCGUGCACUCCGUGCUUGAUCGCACACCGGGCGAGCUGAUCGAGGAGAUCCUGCUCGUCGACGAUCACUCGCCGAUGGAGCAUCUUCACAAGCGGUUGGACGAGUACGUGGCCACGCUGCCACGGGUACGUAUCAUCCGUGCCCCGACCCGGAUUGGACUGAUCCGUGCGAGACUCCUCGGUGCGAAGGCAGCCCGGUCCGACAUCGUUACCUUCCUGGAUGCGCACUGCGAGGUGAUAGAUGGUUGGCUGGAGGCUCUGGUGGCACACGUCGCCCCGAACGAAACGAUGAUCGCUAUCCCGGCGAUCGAUUGGAUACACGAGGACACGAUGGCGCUGAACGCACAGAACUCGGUCCGGUACUACGGUUCGUUCGAUUGGGGCCUCAACUUCCAGUGGCGUGCUCGGUCGGAUCGGCUCGCUAAACCCGCGCCCAACAGCCAUCCGGCCGCACCGUACGAUACACCGACGAUGGCCGGUGGACUGUUUACGAUCAACCGGACGUUUUUCGAGCGGCUCGGUUGGUACGACGAAGGCAUGGAGAUUUACGGUGGCGAAAACAUGGAGCUCUCGUUCAAGGCGUGGAUGUGCGGGGGCACCCUGCAGAUUGUGGCCUGCUCGCGGGUGGCCCACAUUCAGAAGCGGGGCCACCCGUACCUGCGCCAGAUCAGCGGCGCGUACGGCAAGAUCCGUCGGAACUCGAUCCGGUUGGCCGAGGUGUGGAUGGACGAGUACGCCGACUACUUCUACGACUCGUUCGGUGGCCGCGUGAAGCGCGGGGAUUUUGGUGAUCUCACCGCACGUCACGAGCUGCGCGCGAGGUUGCAGUGCAAACCGUUCCGUUGGUACCUCGAACACGUGUUUCCCGAGCAGUUCGAUCCGAGCCGGGCCGUUACGCGGGGUGAAAUCCGAUUCGGGGCUGCCGAUCGGUCCCAUCCAACUUGCCUCGAUUGGCCGGCUGAACUGAGGGUGUUACCGUGCCACGGUACCGGUGGCCACCAGCUGUGGUAUCUUACGGCCAGUGGAGAGGUAACGCGCGAGGAUCACUGUCUCGACUACGACGGGCAGCAGGUGGCGGUGUUUCGGUGCCACGGGAUGCGUGGUAACCAGCAGUGGAGCUGGGACGCGGACACUAAGCUCCUGCGGAAGCUGAUGUACGAACGGUGUCUCCAGUGGGACGGUGCCGCGUUCCGGCUCGAGACCUGCGAUCCGGCCCUGGCGAACCAACGGUGGUUGAUGCAAAACUAUAACCCCAACAAUCUGUGA